Daucus carota subsp. sativus is the source of this 928-nucleotide messenger RNA. Its product is annotated as protein OPI10 homolog. The transcript has 2 exons. The record is from RefSeq and is a predicted model, not a curated record. NCBI's taxonomy places the organism in Eukaryota, Viridiplantae, Streptophyta, Magnoliopsida, Apiales, Apiaceae. Gene Ontology annotation, biological process: protein import into nucleus. Bases 177 to 743 code for a protein of 188 amino acids. Gene Ontology annotation, cellular component: nucleus; cytosol. Gene Ontology annotation, molecular function: nuclear import signal receptor activity.
GGACCUGGAAGCGAACUAAUGUAGAUGUCACUCUAAUAUAUAGGUCAGGAAUUAACUAGAAUCUUCUACUUCUCUUUAGUCGGAGAGCUGCUUAUAUUUACACAAGUGACCCCCAAAUUUGAGUCUUCAUCUUCUUGAAAACCCCUUGGUGCUGGUAGAAAAGUGAUAAAACGACCAUGUUUGGAGUCGUUUUUCCGAAUCGCAGCUUCCCCAUGGACAUCUCAACUUUCAACCAAAUCGAUACUUUCCAUUGGGUCCUCGACAUGAACCAUUUCGUGGGCGAGGCUUAUGAUUCUAUAAAUGAAGUUUGUAUAUUUCUGUUGAAUAACUUUACUCUUCCACCUGAUAAAGCCCUAGCUGUUUACAUUCAAUCUCCGGGCUCGUCUUUCGUGUUUUGUGGGGCUGUUACGCUGGCGCGUCCCUCGGCUCUUCUUUCGCUCGAUUGGCCUCAGCCUUCUGGACAAUUACAGCUUCUGCCUGCUGAUUCGCCGCCUCUUUCGGCCAAAAUUGGGGUUUCGGUACAGGAUUUGGCUACAUUGCCUUCGCUCGAUGUGGCUGCUGAUAAGAAAAUUGAGCGAUUGGCUAUGAAAGUUGGGGAGAAUUUGUUCAAUUUUAUGCAGUCGUUUUGUGGGGUUGAUGGGAGUAAGUUGAUUGUGCCUAUGGAUAUACUUGAUAGAUGGUUUAAGAAGUUUCAGGAACGUGCUAAACGUGAUCCUGACUACUUGAAGGGCUUUGCAUUGUAGGUUUCGAGCUCCCCUCAAUGCUAGUUUUCCCCCCCAUGUAUGUGACAUUAGUAAUGCUGUUUUCCUUUUUGUCUUUUUCAAGUAUUUACUUAUUUAUGUAGUCAUUGUGCUUCUGUUUGACUUAUGGAUACAAGUUUAAGAACAAAAGGUGCUUGUCUAGGAGUAAAGUUACUGCUUUUCUGCUA